AUGGACAUGCGAGUUAAAACCUUAUGUCCUUUCAAUAAUUUAAAAAGGGAGAGGAUUCAGUAUGGUAUAGCUCAUAUUUUUCCAUACCAAGUCACACAAAAUUUUAUUCUAAAUCUUUUUUUGGUGGGUGUGAAUGGAA
Molecule: messenger RNA, 139 nt
Organism: Entrophospora candida
Lineage: Eukaryota; Fungi; Glomeromycota; Glomeromycetes; Entrophosporales; Entrophosporaceae
Source: the annotation of a GenBank genome assembly